AUGGCACGGCGCCGAUUGACUGCGUACUACAUCAGAUCAAGGUACAGUAUCCCCUUUUUUAUGUCAAAAGGGAAAAUGCGUUACGCACUAUCUCGGCUGCCUGACAGGGCGCUAGAGGGGGUGUUGAACUCUCCCCCGAUGAGGGUGCGGGAGCUUCCCGAAACUUCGAUCGGUGGCGUCGUGCGGGCACCCCGUCUCACGUUGUCAGACUGCAUCUUACAAGGCUCGGCGCCGGCGGACGCCCUCGAAGCGGUACUUAGGAAGGUCCAAUUUAGAAGACUGGAGAUAGACCACGCUGCCUUAGACGAUGAAGGAGCGGUGAAGUUGUCAGAAUUAGAGGUGUCCGAGGGCCCAUUGGAGGCGUCCCACGCGCCUGUCUUGGCUCGUGCGUUGAGACCUUUAGCGUGUAGAUUACGCGCUCUCUGUCUACAGAGGGUAUCUCUGUCUGGCGAGCCGCUGCUGUGUUUAGUGAUAGCUUUAAAAACGAACAGUUCAGUGCGAGAGUUGCGGCUGGGUGAUAAUCGUUUGACGGCCAGCGACGCGUCCCAUAUAGCCUCAUUGCUUAGACUUAAUACUAGGUUACAACUGUUAGAUCUGUCCAACAACCAAAUACAGGACGCAGGAGCUGGUCACAUAUUCAAUGCGUUAGUAGAACAGGCGGCUUUAAGUCCGCCGGCACCUGAUCCUGCUUCAUUUACCAAAGGCAGAUACGAUCACACUCACGAUCACAGUGAAUCGAACUAUACUCACGAUCACAGUGAGUCGAGCAACAGUCAUGAUCACAUGAGUCGAAAACCACUCACGAUCACAGUGAGUCGAACAACACUCAUGAUCACAGUGAGUCGAAAAACACUCACGAUCACAGUGAGUCGAACAACACUCAAGAUCACAGUGAGUAGAACAAAACUCACGAUCACAUUAAGUCGAACAACACUCACGAUCACAGUGAGUCGAACAACACUCACGAUCACAGUGAGUGGAACAACACUCACGAUCACAGUGAGUCGAAUAAUAAAGGGUUCCAAAGAAGUAGGCGGUUACGAAGCGAGCGGCGUCGCCUUUCUCGUUUUAUGGAACAAUCAGCUGACAAGGAACUGUUCUGUGCACCUGAGUAAAGCGCUGCGAUUGAAAACAGUAUUAGACGAGUGGGCGUUAGUACCUUACAUAAAAAAAGUCGGGGUGUACAUUGCAGCUCGGUGGCGUAAUGGAUAUGCACCGAAGCUUGAAUAG
Molecule: messenger RNA, 1230 nt
Organism: Diatraea saccharalis (sugarcane borer)
Lineage: Eukaryota; Metazoa; Arthropoda; Insecta; Lepidoptera; Crambidae
Source: the annotation of a GenBank genome assembly